This is a messenger RNA of Mesocestoides corti, 3504 nucleotides long. The record is from the annotation of a GenBank genome assembly. NCBI's taxonomy places the organism in Eukaryota, Metazoa, Platyhelminthes, Cestoda, Cyclophyllidea, Mesocestoididae.
AUGUUAUCUGAACGCCUCUUCGUGAUUGUCGUGGCUUUUCUGCUCCCCCUUUGUACACCAACGGAAAUCGAAGCCCCCAACACUAUCGAGUAUUUCUGUUAUGAUUCCGAAUGUUCUGCGCCAUUGUAUGUCGGCACGGUUAUUCACAACAUCGACGAGCUUUCACUUACUCAAGGUUCCAAGGUUGAAGUAUACGGACGUUCAAUUGUGGGUAACAAGUACCUCGUCAAGGUUGGGGAUAAAUUUUACAACGUGCAUAAUAAUCUCAUUUACGUGAGGGAUCUCAAUGAGCCUCGGGCACGAGAAACCGUAAAGAUGCCUGACCUAGUUGACGACAGGGGGAUUUCUCGGGCGGAUAUUCAGCUUGCCGUCUCUACCAAAUCCGAACCUGUAGUUCAAGUAAAGUAUGACUUGAGUACUGCAAACACGAAAUUCCCAGCGAAUAAAAAUAAUGAACGGCAAUUAGAGUCCGAUGAACAGACAUCGCCUGAUCCGCAUUCACCAGUCCCACCACCUGCUACCGUAGAGCGUGUCGUGACGGAGUCCGUGAAAGAAAACCAGACGACAACGGUCGAACCCACGGCGUCAGUAGUGCCACAGAUGGCGCACAUGAACGCCCAAAAUUCACCCCAAAUAAUGUCGGCGAACAGCUUUUCAAGUGGGCAAGCGACAGCGUCCGUGACCCUCAGAGAAUCAUCAAAAAGCAAGUCGCCUGAUCAUUUUGUAAACCCAACUCAAAUCUUGAACAAUGUUUCGGUGCCAUCAAACGCUUCAGUUACUCAAGAGUCCACCAUUUCGGAUUCAUCCGUAUCACUAGCUGGUGUUUCUGAACAUCGUUUAAAUUCUCCGUCGGUUGACAAAAAACCACAGUCACUUGAUCAGGAAGCUCCUUCGGUUCCAGCUAAACAAUUACAGCCUUCUCUCAAGUCAGAGCCUUCAACCAGUGAUAUAGGUACCUCGGAGCAGCCUACAUCUAAUGAACCAGUAGAUCAACAAGCUUCUAAUUUACCAGAUCGUAAACCCGAAGCCCCUACAACGGAGCUCAAGCGCAAACAGCAGAAUUCUUCGUCAACACUAUUGCCACAGGAUGCUAGUCAACGACAACCUGCAAAUCUAACAGCUCAAUCAAAUUCUGACCCUGUGGUUCCGUCGGACUCGGGAGUCAGCGAACAACCUGACCUUUUUCCUAGUGGUCAUAUUAAGUCAUCUCAAGAAACGGGGACAACCGAAUCGGAAGCCUUUGCGCAUUCGCCCCAACAACAAACACGCCAUCCAGAUCCUGAAAUUGCCGACCUAACUACUCAAAUUUCGCCUUCUUCUUCUUCGUCGCCCAAACCAAAUGAGCCGAGCACUCCGACGCGAUCUCCUGUUUUACUUACAGACUCGUCAUCGGAACACAUAUCUAAUUUUGAUGAUAAUUCCAAAUCUGAAUCAGUGUCUGAGUCCCCGCGGCAUGAACUAUCGCCAGCAGUUCUUGAACAGGAAAAAAGCCACGCUGGUCAACAGCCGCCGCCACCACCGAAAGACAUAAUAAAUGAAUCCGCUUUCUUCCACUGUUUAUCCUAUGCUUCUGGUGGCGUUCUUCCCGUUAGUGAUGAGCGACUGGUCUCCGAGAAGUCUUUUUUGGCUGGCUUGAUUUUAUUUUUCGGUCAGCAUUACUUCAACCUCGCACAGGCGCUCCUAACACAGCUUCCGAUCGCAUUCGUUUCUUCUCUCGAUACCUUCCUGACGCUUACCUUCCAAAUGCCACUGGUGUUCUUAACUGCGUGGGUGCUGUGCGUUUUCUCGGUCCUCGUAGCCUGUAUACUGGCGAAACUGCUCAACCGGUGUGUGUAUGGUACCACGAAGAAUCCCUCCAACUGCGUUGCCAGCCGCUCCCUGGCCGAUUGGAUGGCGAUCGAGGAGAACGCCAACCUCCUGGCAUCGAGUCUUGCUGAAAAGGAAGAGGCGUAUGCUCGGCUGAUUGUUUGGUCGACAAAAGUUAACGAACGCUAUGAAAACCAAACUCGCACCUAUUCCAACUCGACCGCGCGGAUUCAAACGCAGUUGCGUGAGGCCAAAGCUGCUUUGGCAGAAAGUCAUCGCGAAAACCGGGAACUGAAGGACACUCACGACGAAUUGGUGCAGCAGCUCGCCAAAAUUAAGCAAGAAGGCUCCGCGUCUGCUGCUCAGUUGUCAAAGGAAAUUGCGUCGUUAGCAUCUCAACUUGAAACACGUGCUCGCCAAUACGAAGAGUCUAUUAGUGAGAAGGAAAAAAGCACAUCGGAAGUGGUCAGUGCUAUGCGAAAGGAAAAAGAAGCCUUACUAGAGCAAACUAAGAAUUACCAGCUGCAGUUGGCGGACGUUGAAAAAGCCAUGAUUAAAUUGACCGAAUCGAAUAGCCGGUUUGAAGCGGAGCUGGCAUCACGUGACCGCGAACUUGGUGGCCUCCGAGAAGUCUUCAUUCGUCUCAAAAGUGCGGAACUAAAAAGAAGGAAGAAGAACGAUGAGGGGACUUUAAAAACCACUGACAGAGUGAGCCGUGAAGAUAAUUCCCCUACUACAGAUGGAUGGGAGGUAGAAGAUGAGGUCGAUUUCGAUGAAAUCGCUGGUAGUACUGAAGAAACUGAGAACAGGAGUGAUGAGGAAGCGGAGCUUCAAUCUUCACUGAAAGACUUUUUUGAUGCUGGGCGCCUCAGAGCAGCUUUAAAUGAGUCUGAGAAAAAACUCCGUAUGGAGUCAACUCGAUGUGAGCAAGAGGCGGAGCUUCGUGUUCAGCUACAGAGUGAAUUAGCUAGAUUUAAGUGUGAAAAUGCAGACCUAUCGCAGAAGCUAGAAGCAUUGACAGAAGACUAUAAUACCUCCAAGAAGAAGCUCGAAAUUAUCUUGGAGCACGAGGGUCUGCUGCAGAAAAACCUGGAUCGACAUGCUCUGUCAGAGUCGGAGACAAAGGAAGUGCUCACCUAUCUCCGCAGUAAACAGCGUGCUCACGACCUCGAAGUCGAACUUCUUCGUGAGCAGCUUACCUCAGCGCGUCGUGAGUUGUCGGGGUCUGAGAGUGCUAAUCGACGUCAAAUACGAGAAUUAGAAAACCGAGUUCAUGAAUACCGGCAUUCGGCCCGGGCAUUAGAGAAGUUGGUUGAGGAUUUGCGUGACGAGAAUGCCACAUUGCGGCAGAAGAUGUUCACCGGCGAUCGUGAUGCCCUGAACCGGCUCAUUUCACGUGGCCUUGGGAUCCCUCCCCCACCGCCACCACCACCACCGCUCCCUGCCACGCUAACUACGGCAAAGUCCCCGGUGGUGCGUUCGCUGUCCCGUCAGUCGGACACCGUCGUCGGUAAACAUCCGCCUGUUCCUCCCUUCCUCGCGUUUUCGCCUAUACCCUGUGGAGGUGGACUUGCCUCUCAAUUUGUUCCUCCUCCUCCACCGCCGCCCCCCCCUCCACCGCCUGGCACACACCCUCGGCCUCAGCCUGUCGGACCGCCUGACCGAACCAAACAAGCACAUUCUCGUGACUCUGCUUAG